AUGUCGAACCCCGCGGAAAGAGAAGGCGAAGAUAACUACGAGCGCGAGAAUGAUGCAUCGCCCGUAACUGGUGAUUUCGUCGACAACUCGUACGCAACUGAGACCAACCCCAACUUGAAGACUCGAGUUCCUGUCCAGCCCGACGAGGCCGAUUUUGACAACCCAAUGCAGCCGCCAUACGCCAACACUGAUCAGCAGUUGGCGGAUGAUGAAAAUGAGGCGAUGGAUGAGUCCAAUAUUCUGGGCGGUGAUCGUCUGCGCCAUGCGAAGCCUCGCUCUGCCAACAAGUAUAGCGAAGGCCCCGACGAAGGUGACCUGCCGACUGACAUUCGUGAUGGCCUGUCGGGUGUGUCAGGGACAAAGCGGCUGUCGUAA
Messenger RNA from Penicillium alfredii, 375 nucleotides. RefSeq lists its product as uncharacterized. Lineage: Eukaryota; Fungi; Ascomycota; Eurotiomycetes; Eurotiales; Aspergillaceae. The record is from RefSeq and is a predicted model, not a curated record. The coding region runs from base 1 to 375 and encodes 124 amino acids. The transcript has 2 exons.